This is a messenger RNA of Coffea arabica (coffee), 2561 nucleotides long. RefSeq names its product actin-related protein 5-like. Lineage: Eukaryota; Viridiplantae; Streptophyta; Magnoliopsida; Gentianales; Rubiaceae. The record is from RefSeq and is a predicted model, not a curated record.
CCGCCCUCACCAGGUAGACGCUAGGAAAGCCGCUUCAUGAAAAAAGGUUCUUCUUUCUCUGCAAUAAAACCUCUUCACCAUUUGCAGUUGAGGUGGGAAAGUAACUAGGGUUCACCCGCCACAUCUACAGUAAAUACCACCAAAAAAGAAAAGGAAAGAAAAAUGCCAUUCAUAUCGAAGAUAGAGAGGCAGACGGAUUACACCCAGUUCGAUUCAACUGUCCCCAUCGUCAUCGACAAUGGCGGUUCAUAUUUCCGCAUUGGCUGGGCAGGGGAGGAUGAGCCUCGGGUUAUAUUCCGGAACAUUGUUCAGAGGCCUCGCCAUAAAACCACUGGUGAAACAGUCACAGUUGUUGGUGAUCAUAACCCAGCGCUACUAAGAUAUUUUGAUUGCACACGUUCAGGACCUCGUUCGGCUUUUGAUGGCAAUGUCGUGUAUCAGUUUGAGAUAAUGGAAUAUAUUCUUGACUUCGGUUUUGAUCGAUUAGGUGCUGAUCAGUCGCAGAUUGACCAUCCUGUUUUGAUCACUGAGUGUGCUUGCAAUCCUAUCCAGUCUCGUUGUAGAAUGGCAGAACUUCUUUUUGAGUCUUAUGGAGUUCCUUCAAUAGCAUUUGGUGUCGAUGCCGCAUUCAGCUACAAGUACAACCAACAACUUGGAAUAUGUAAUAGUGAUGGUCUUGCAAUUUGCUCAGGAUUUAUGACUAGUCAUGCUAUUCCGUUCAUAAAUGGAGAACCUGCUUACGAAGCAUGUUGCCGAACUAAUGUUGGUGGAUACCAUGUUACCGAUUAUCUGAAGCAGCUUCUCUCACUUAAAUAUCCCCAUCACAUUUCUAAGCUCACAUGGGAAAAAGUUGAAGACCUUAAGAUGGAACACUGUUACAUUGCACCAGAUUAUACAUCAGAAGUCCGAAUAUUUAAGAAAGGGGCUAAAGAAGCUGAAGAAAAGACCAGGUGCUGGCAGCUUCCUUGGACUCCAGCACCAGUGGAAGAACAACCUUCAGAAGAAGAGUUAGCUAGAAAGGCAGCUCUAAAGGAGAGACAGGGUCAAAGACUAAGGGAGAUGGCUGAAGCAAAGAGGUCCUCUCGAAUUAAUGAGCUUGAAAAUGACAUUAGAGGUUUGGAAUUCCUCUUAAAGCAGCUCAAGCAGGUUGAAGAGAAUAAUGUUCCUGCAUUUCUCAGAGAGACUGGCUAUGCCUCUAAACAGGAAAUAGAAUCUAAUCUGGCAAAGGCAAUACAAUCUUUACGCAAAGCGAAGGGUGAACAAGUUGAAACUGAGGAGAAGAUGGACGCUUCCACGGCUGACAAGUAUAAUCUUGUCAAUGUGCCUGAUGAUGUGCUGACACCGGAGCAGCUUAAAGAAAAAAGGAAGCAGUUGUUUCUCAAAUCCACAACUGAGGCCAGGCAACGAGCUAAACAGAAGCGGAUUGAAGAGGAAUUAGAAAGAGAAAAGCAAAUGAAAUUGGAGGAGGAAAAGCGCUUAGAGAACCCAGAACGUUAUUUGGAGGAUUUACGUGCUAAAUACCGAGAGCUUUCUGAGAAAGUGGAGCAGCGAAAACGCUUGAAGACAAAUGGCAACAACACAAAUGGGAACCAAAAUGGUUCUGGAGGUGUGGGCCGUGGUGAAAGAUUGAAUGCUGCUCAAAGAGAAAGGAUGCGCCUCCUGACAACAGCUGCAUUUGAUCGAGGGAAGGGCGAGGACACUUUUGGUAUCAAAGAUGAAGAUUGGCAACUUUACAAGCUAAUGAGUAGAGAUGAUGAUGAAGAAGAUGAGAAGUCAAAUGAGGAUGAAGCAGACCUUGCUCGCGUCUCUUCAAGACUGCGGGAAAUAGAUCCGACAUUUUUUCCCAAAGCAGAGUCAGGAUCCUCAACUGCGGAGCCGCCACGAUUUCGUCCUCUAACUAAGGAAGACUUCCAGCUCAUUCUAGGAGUAGAAAGAUUCCGGUGCCCUGAGGUUCUGUUCCAGCCCAACUUAAUUGGGAUAGAUCAGUCAGGGCUGGAUGAGAUGGCUGGGGUAUCAAUAAGAAGGUUGCCGUGUAAGAACCAAGGGUUGGAAGAGAAAAUAACAAAAUCAAUCCUUAUGACUGGUGGGAGCUGUCAAUACCCGGGAAUGGCUGAGCGCUUGGAAGCUGGGAUUAGGAUGAUUAGGCCAUGUGGAACACCUAUAACAGUUGUCAGAGCAUCAGAUCCAAGUCUUGAUGCAUGGCGUGGAGCUUCUGUUUAUGCUGCUGCCAUGCAAUUCCCCAAUCAGACAUUUAGUAGGACGGAUUACUAUGAAAAGGGCGAAGAUUGGUUGCGGAGAUAUCAAUUCAACUACACACUUUGAUUGUUGUAGAUGAACUUUAUAUAUUGUUAGGGCUUCCUUGGCUUGGUGCUAUUGAGAAGUGCUCAUAACUUGGGAAUUUGCUAUUUUACACCAUUCAUCUAUAUAUUUAUGGGUAUAGAUUGAUGCAUCUGAAUUCUCCGAGCUGUCCGGCUCUGCUCAUUGAUGAACUAGUAGGGAACUUUUGUAGUUGUCCCGGAUAUAAUAUACGAAGUACUUCCGUAGCCUCGUGAUUAAUCUGC